UGAGCAGCCCCGUGACCCAAACACACAGGAACCCAGCUGACACCCGCAUAACAGUGACGCGGAAUAGCGCUCUCUUCACCCUCCAUACACCCUGACGGGCGGUUUUCCUUGUAGCUGAUAAUGGCGUAUAAGCACAACAUUGUCACACCGCCAAAGUUUGACUGACAGCUCGUAGUGAUAAGCGGGCACCUCCGGACACCCAUGCCUGCAGCCACACACACCCUCUUGUACAGUGAAGAUUUCUGAGCGGCUCUUCCUCCUGCUGUGAGGCGGUCAUGUUUGAGUCUGUGGUGGCAGAUCUCCUGAACAGGUUCCUCGGGGAUUACGUGGAGAAUCUGGACAGGUCCCAGCUAAAGCUGGGCAUCUGGGGGGGAAAUGUUUCACUUGAAAACUUGAAGAUUCGUGAAAAUGCCCUGAGUGAAUUGGAUGUGCCAUUUAAAGUAAAGGCUGGACAGAUUGAUAAACUCAUCCUUAAAAUACCUUGGAAGAAUCUGUAUGGUGAUGCAGUGGUUGCCACUCUUGAAGGUUUAUAUCUAUUGGUGGUACCUGGCGCAAGCAUACAAUAUGAUGCAGAAAAAGAAGAGCGGAAUGUUCAAGAAGCAAAACAGAGGGAUUUGCUACGAAUUGAAGAAACCCUACAGAAAGCUGCUGAAAAGGGACUUCUUGAUGACUGCCACAACUUGCAGGGUUUUAUGUGUAGUAAGAAACAGUCUGGACUCAAACGUAAAAAGCACAAAUCUUUUAAAAACCGUUUUAAGGUUCAUGAUGCUAAAAAAGAUAAACCUAAAGAGGAGAAGAAGGAUACUUUUCUUGAAAAACUGGCAGCACAAGUUAUUAAGAAUCUGCAGGUCAAAAUCACUAACAUACACAUCCGAUAUGAAGAUGAUAUCACUGAUGUCAGUAUUCCAGUAUCUGUAGGAAUGUCCCUUGCUGAGCUAAGUCUUCAGACUUCCAGUGAAUCAUGGACACCAAGCAUACUAAAUGAAGCUGCUAAAGUAAUAUACAAGUUGGUUCGUCUUGAUAGUUUCAGCACCUACUGGAAUGUAAAUAGCAAACUGUAUUACAGUCAUUCACGUGAAAACAUCCUGGAAAAUCUGAAAUCUGGGGUUAUGUCAAAUGGUAGAAAGCCCUUAGAUUACGAGUAUAUCUUUAAGCCAGUAUCUGCUUCAGCAAAACUUUACAUCAACCCAAAUGCAGAACUAGAACUGCGAACACCAAAGUUAGAUUGGAAUAUGGAGGUUCAAGAUAUUGCAAUAGAACUAACCAAGCCACAGUACCUCAGUAUGAUUGAUGUGUUGGAGUCUGUGGACUACAUGGUUAGGAAUUUACCAUACCGAAAAUACCGACCAGUUGUAAAUCUGAAGGAAGCCCCUAGUGAAUGGUGGUUGUAUGCAAUUACCAGCAUCUUGGAAGUUCAUGUUAGAAGAAGAACAAGAAUGUGGUCAUGGCUUCACAUCUCACAGCACAGGGAAAACUUAAAAAACUACAAAAAUGCAUACAAGGUCAAACUGACGCAAACAAAAGUUCCUGAAGAAAUCACAAAGCAGAUACAGGCAUUGGAAAAAAUUCUUGAUGUAUUUAACAUAAUUUUGGCUAGACAGCAAGCACAAGCAGAGGUUGUGCGGUCAGGUCAAAAGCUGCUAGCAAAGAAGGCUUCACAGACUGGAGAGAAGAAAAGUGGAGGCUGGUUUGGAGGGUUUUGGGGGAAGAAAGAAACCUCUAAGAAAGAAGACUCUGAAGAACUCUCAGUCCCUGAUAAAAUUAAUGACUUGAUGUCUCCUGAGGAAAAAAAGAAACUUUUUACGGCAAUAGGUUACAGUGAAAGCUCUCACAAUCUCAAUUUGCCUAAAACGUAUGUUGCUCACAUUCUAAGUUUCCAGUUAGUUAGCACAUCUAUAAUUAUCAGAGACAAUGUCCAUGCACCAGAGACAUUAAAGGUGCAGAUAGUUGAUCUCAGCACUAAAGUUUACCAAAGACCGGGAGCACAGGCUAUAAAAGUAGAAGCGAAACUGGAUCACUGGUAUGUGACAGGUCUUAAACAGAAAGAUAUAGUUCCUUCUCUAGUCAGUACGAUUGGCUCAAGUGAAUCCUCCCUCCUUAAGAUUCAUUUUGAAACUAACCCAGAAGAUAGUACUGCUGAUCAGGUCCUAGUUUUGCAGUCCCAGCCUGUUGAGAUUAUUUACGAUGCUGCAACAAUAAAUGCUAUAGCAGACUUUUUCCAGACACACAAAGGAAUGGAUUUGGAACAGCUAACUUCAGUGACAUUGAUGAAACUUGAAGAGAUUAAAGAAAGAACGGCUGCAGGGCUAUCACAUAUGAUUGAAACUCGGAAAAUUCUUGACUUGCGGAUAAAUCUUCAGCCAUCCUAUCUGUUGAUUCCAAAGACUGGCUUCUAUUAUGAAAAUUCUGACCUCAUCAUUGUGGAUUUCGGUAGUUUACAGCUCAAUAGCAUUAAUCAGGGCUCUCUUCCAGCUGUUGGAACUUCAUCGUUAGAAGAGCUGAUGGAUAAAGCCUAUGACAAAUUUCAUGUUGAACUCAAAAAAGUGCAAAUGCUGUUUAGCAAGCCAGGCCAAGACUGGAAGACUGCUCGAGGGCUGAAGUCAUCAUCUCUUCACAUUUUGCAGCCUCUAGAUAUUGACGUGGAACUUUCAAAGGCCAUGGUAGAGCGAGACAGUCGAAUGCCUAGGUUCAAGGUGUCUGGAGAGUUACCUUUGCUGCGUUUGAAGAUCUCAGACUAUAAAAUCCAAGGAGUGUUUGAACUGGUUAACAGUAUUCCCCUUCCCCAAUCUCAGACUAGUAGUCCAACCAUAAAGGAGAAAAAGAUUCCUAUUGUCCCAAUUUUGACUAGAAGACCAGAAAAACUGUUUAAAAGAGAUAUUGAGAAGUCACUACUUUUGGAAGAUGAAUCAUUAUCUGACUCAGAUGAAGAAUUCUUUGAUGCAACAGCUGAUGUUUCCAGAAAAUUACCUCUGAAAGUUGCCACAGAAACUAAUAAACCCACUCCAGCUGAAGAAACCAGCCUUGAGGAACUCACUGAUCUUCAACUCAAGUUUGAAAUAAAAGAAGUAACACUUGAGCUUACUAAGCAGCGAGAGGAGCAGGAGAAUACAGUCCUUAAUUUCCGGAUACAGCAGUUGGGUACUGAAGCCUGUGUGAAGACCUAUGACCUCAGUGUUGUGUCAUACCUAAAGAAAAUAACGCUAGACUACUAUGAUGUUUCAGGCCUCCUCAAACAGCCUCUUCAUUUAAUCAGCUCUUCUGAUAAACAAGGCUUGGAUCUAUUAGAAGUGGAAUAUAUUAAGGCUAACAAAGAUGGCCCUGAAUUUCAUACUACCUUUGAGAACACUGAACAAAAACUAAAGGUGGCCUUUUCAUCUAUGGACCUCCUGCUCCAUUCUCAAGCCUUGCUGUCUGCUAUCAGCUUUAUAACCGCAGCAGUCCCCAGCAUUACUGAUAAGGCAGAGGUUUCCUCUGUACAGAAGAAGCAGGACAAAGGGACUUUUGUAAAGAAAGCAACAAAAGCCUCCAAAGAUAAGGAUUUUAUUGCAUUCAAGCUGUUUGCUAAGCUGGAUUCUUUUAGUAUGAAUAUGUGGGAUGAGAACAAGCAUAUCGCUGAAAUCAAAAUAUUAGGCCUAGACUCCUCUGUUUUCCUGGAAUCCAGCCAGAUAGAAGUGUUUGCCAGAUUGAAGGAUAUUGUUGUCAAUGACGUCAAUCCAAAAACCAUUCAUAAAAAGGCUGUAUGCAUAAUGGAAGAUGAAGUUUUCAACUUUAAUUUGACGCUCUACCCAGAUGCUACACAAGGAGAUUCCUAUAAAAAUGUGUCUAAAGUGGAUGGAAACAUAUCCCUCAAAGUUGGCUGCAUAAGAAUUGUUUUCCUAAACAAAUUCCUCAUGUCGUUUAUGGACUUUCUGAACAACUUUCAGACUGCCAAAGAAAAAGUAAGUGCAGCAACAGCACAUGCAGCACAACGUGCAGCCACUCGUGUGAAAGGUUUGGCCGAGAGGAGUUUUCGACUCUUGAUGGAUGUUCACCUUAAAGCUCCGGUCAUAGUUAUCCCCCAAUCUUCCACAUCAAACAAUGCUAUAGUGGCUGAUCUAGGAUUGCUGAAAAUAAACAAUGCAUUUAGCCUGGUGUCUUCUGAGUGCUUACAAAUUCCACCUAUAAUAGACUGCAUGACUAUUAAUCUCACCCAGUUCAAGUUGUCACGGGAAGUGUUGCACACUGAUUCAGUGCAGUCAGACAUACAGAUUCUCCACCCUAUCAAUCUCUGUUUGUCUGUAAAUCGCAACCUUGCAGCCACAUGGUACCAUGAUAUUCCUGAUUUGAACGUUAAAGGACAUCUAAAUACUAUGGACGUCUGGUUGAGUCAUGAGGAUUUAAGUGUACUCUUCAAUGUCUUGGUGGAAAAUCUUGGUGAGGGUAGAGGAGGCUCUGCAGAUUCAGGGCAAACCACUGGACAGGCUGCAUAUGUUGUAAAAUCCAAACAAGGAGUGGUACAUACCAUGUCUACUAAAAAAGAAUCUGGUGAAAUGUCAGAGUUGGAAUCAGAAAAGUCCUCAUCCAAUCUAAGUCUUCUAAUUAACUUUGAAAUUAAAAAGGUUGUGGUCCAGCUAAUGAAGCAGGUUAGAGGAAAUGCUCCACCUCUCCAUAUUAUAGAGAUAUCACAGCUAGGAGCAGUAACACAGGUGGGAACCCAUGAAAUGAGAGCGGCUGUUUAUUUGCAAAAAAUCAGCAUGACAUGCAAUGAGUUCCCAGGUCCCAAAGGAGGUCCUCUACUCCUUAUUAAUUCUUCUGAUGAUACCGAUGAACAUCUUCUAAAAAUGGAGUAUAUAAAGGCUGACAGCAAUGGGCCCAAUUUUAGAACUGUUCACAGCAAUACUUUGCAGACUUUGAGUUUUUCCAUGACUUCACUAAACUUGGUCCUCCACACGCAAGCAUUGUUGUCCUUAAUGAAUUUUCUAUCUGCUGCUGUCCCAUCUUCUGAGGCUAAAGUGACAGAAAAAGCUAAAGAAUCAAAACCUGAUGCAGAAGGAGAAAAAAACGUGAUUACUAAACCAGACACUGGUAAGUGGGUAUCGAGAAUAUAUGAACUUGAUAUCAUUGACUUGAAGCUAUCCGCAACUCUAAAUGCCUUUAAUGUUUUUGUUUGUGAUGAACUGUGCAACAUUGCCGAUAUUAGGAUACAAGGAAUGGAUGCCUCUUAUACUGUACAUGCCAAGAAGAAAGAACUAUUUGCUCGUCUCUGUGAUAUUGUUGUUAUUAAUGUAGAUCCUAAAACGAUUCAUCAAAAGGCGGUCUACAUCCUGGGAAAAGAAGUCUUUAGCUUGCAGAUGACAUUGUAUCCCGAUGCGACAGAAGGUGCUGCAUACACAAAUAUGUCUGCUAUAGAUAGCAAAAUUUUGCUCAGGGUGGGCUGUAUCCACAUUGUAUAUUUACAUAAAUUUCUCAUGUCUCUCCUGAAUUUUAUGAAUACAUUUCAAACAGCCAAAGAGGCAGUAAGCUCAGCCACUGCUCAGGCUGCAGAAAAAGCAGCGUCUAGCAUGAAGGAUUUUGCACAGAAAACCUUCCGUCUCUCUAUGGACAUAAAUCUCAAAGCUCCUGUCAUCUACAUACCUCAGUCUUCUACCUCUACCAAUGUUAUUGUUGCUGAUUUAGGCUUGAUAAGAGUCCAGAACACUUUUACUUUAGUUCCUGAAGUCAAUGCUCCUCUUCCUCCUGUCAUCGAUAAAAUGGAAAUUCAACUGACAGAGCUGAAGUUGUCAAGGUCAGUCAUUCAAAAUGGAUCUCCUCAACCAGAACUAGAGCUAUUGCAGCCUGUGAAUCUGAACGUCUAUGUACAGAGAAAUCUGUCAUCAUCUUGGUAUUCCCAGAUUCCAGCCAUUCAGAUUGAUGGGGACUUAAAGCCUAUGCAGAUUGCUCUGAGCCAAGAUGACCUCACUAUCUUAAUGAGUGUCCUGUUUGAAAACCUUGGUGAAACUCCAUCACUCCCAAGUGCAUCUCCACCAGCUGUUAAAAAACUUGUGAAAGAGUCAAAGGUGUUUAUUCAACAAACAGAGAAAACAGGCUCUGAAUCUAUCGAAGCUUCCAGCGAGGAGACAAUAGUUACAACUUUGAAGUUUGGCUUUAAUUUUGAAUCACUCUCUAUUGUACUCUACAAUAAUGAUAACAGUAAGGUGGCAUCUGACUGGCUUCAUAAUGAAAACCUACGCCUGGGAGAAUUAAGGCUAGAUUGUCUAUCAUCCUCAGGAAUGAUGAGCGCAAACAGUUCAAUGGACUUUUCAUUUCAACUUAAAACAUGCACCCUUGAUGAUCUUAGAGAGGGUUUAACCAGGGCUACAUCCAGAAUGAUUGACCAGAAAGAUGCCUCUAGCACACGUGGUAUGAUUGAUAUAAACUACAAGCAAACAGGACAAGAGCGCUUCAUCACAGCCAUCUUGGAUAAGCUUUAUGUGUGUGCAAGUGUGGAAUUCUUGAUGACUGUAGCAGACUUCUUUAUUCAGGCCAUACCUCAAAAUCCAUCCACAGAAAAACCGCUGCAGAUUCCAGCCAGGCCAUCCACCCCAACCAAGACAAAAGUAGACAGAGAAGAACUUGCAGCAUCUAAAAAAAUGUAUGUGAAAGCAUUGGUCAUGGAUCCUGAAAUAGUGUUUGUAGCCAGCCUUGCAAAAGCAGAUGCUCCUGCCUUAGCCGUGUCUUUUCAGGGUAACUUGACUCUCUCCGAUAUAAAUUCUGAGAAGAAGAUGACAGCCAUAAUCAAAGAAUUUAAAGUCCUGGCCUGUCCUUUCCUUCGACAACUAAGAGGCAGUAACAUCACCACGGUAAUACAGCCCUGCUCCCUGCAUUUACAGAACACAACAUCUGUGACAGGUAGCCAGAAUGGCAGCCUUAAUGUAGACGAAGUCAUCAUAAAGAUUUCUCCCAUAAUUUUGAACACUGUGCUGACAAUUAUGGCAGCUCUAAAACCAAAGCCGAAGGACAAUGAAGAGAAGGGGCAAUUAGUUAUACCUAGAAACAUAUGGGACACAAGUACAACUGACAACUAUAGCAGCUGGUUCCUGGGAGUGGAUACCGCCCAUGAAGCAACAGAAUGCUUUCAGAAUCCAGAAUGCUCCACGAAAGAAGAGAACUUUGAUAUAGUAGUUAAAGUGGUGCAAGUGACACUUGAAUGUGGACUAGGACAUCGCACAGUGCCACUGCUUUUAGUGGAAUCUACUUUCACAGGAGGUGUACAAAAUUGGACAUCUUUCAUGAGCGUGACUGCUGACACUACACUUGAGGUUCAUUAUUAUAAUGAAUUAUAUGCUGUCUGGGAACCCUUUAUUGAAAGAGUGGACAAUGGAAAGCACCAGUGGAAUCUGAAACUUGAGAUGAAGAACAACCCAGUUCAGGAAAAAAGUCUUCUUCCUGGUGAUGACUUCAUUGUAGUACCAGAGCCCCAGUCUGCCAUUAAUAUUACUUCUAAGGACACCAUGAAUAUCACCAUCUCUAAGUGUACUCUGGGAGUUUUCAGUAAUCUGGCAAAGGCUUUUUCUGAAGGUACUGCUUCUGUUUUUGACUAUUCUUUAAAGGACCGGGCCCCUUUAAUAGUCAAAAAUGCACUAGGUGUACCCUUUAUUCUUGACCAUGGUGCAAAUCUGAGGCUAUGUGGAUCUUCUGUUGAUGAGCCUAUACAUAUUGUGAAUGAAGGACAGUGUUUGGAGCUGGAAUUUUCAUCUGUACAGUCUUUGUACCGUGGGAGGUUAUCAGCACUGCAUCGACAGGAAAGCAGCCUUUUUACUCUUGGCCUAGUGCCACAGGGAUACACUGAGAUUACUAAUAUCCCGCUGAGUAAGCCAGCUAGACGUCUUUAUAAUGUGCGCAGUCCCUUACAAGAGUCUUGUGUAUCCAUUGUUGUACAGAUAGAUGCCAGUGAGGGUAACAAAGUUCUUUUCGUUAGAUCUCCACUUCAGAUCAAGAACCAUUUUUCAGUUCCAUUCAAAGUAUAUAAGUUUGUGGCAAAUGCAAAACUAAUAGAAUCUAUUGGAGUCUGCAAACCAGACGAAGAGUUCCAUGUUCCGCUACAUUCAUACAGGUGCCAACUAUACUUGAAACCGAUGGGUGCACUAGAUGGUCAGUAUAAAGAGUCCACAACCUAUAUUAUGUGGAAGGAAAUGCUGCACAGGAGCAAUGAGGUUCAAUGCACUCUUCAGUGUCCAUCCACAGAGAUAAACUUUCUGCCUCUUGUAGUGAAUUGCACAGCAGUGCCUGAUGAAAUAAAUUUUAUCACCAGUAAUGGGGAAAAGGACUGGGACCCAGCUUACAUUAUUCAUUUGUACCCCUCACUAACCAUCAAGAACCUUCUUCCGUACUCACUGCGAUACCUGCUUGAGGGGACAGCAGAAGCUCACACAUUACCUGAGGGAAGCUCUUGUGAUGUCCUGAAUUCUCGAAUCAGUGGUGAAAUCAUGGAGCUUGUCCUAAUCAAAUAUCAGGGCAGAAACUGGAAUGGCCACUUCAGGGUCCAUGGUGGUCUCCCUGAAUUUUUCCCUAUAUGUUUCAAAGCUGACUCUACUGAAGUUAUGACAACAGACCUCUCUGUGCAUGUAAAACGCAUUGGAAACCGCAUGGUACUCUCUGUCUUUAGCCCAUAUUGGAUUAUUAAUAAGACAUCACGCAUCUUGCAAUACCGUGCAGAAGACAUUCAUGUCAAGCACCCAUCAGAUUACAGAGAUGUGAUACUUUUCUCUUUCAAGAAGAAGAACAUUUUCAGCAAAAACAAGAUUCAGUUGUGUAUUUCCACAAGUUCCUGGUCAUCUGGAUUUUCCCUGGAUACAGUUGGAAGUUAUGGUUGUGUGAAAUGUCCUGCUGAUAAAUUGGAAUAUUUGGUUGGCGUGAACAUUAAAAUGAGCAGUUUUAAUCUGACACGGAUUGUUACCUUGACUCCUUUCUACACCCUUGUCAACAAGUGUGGACUAGAGCUUGAGGUGGGAGAAAUAGAAGCAGAUGGGUCUUUGCCAGAUAUGAAGUGGCAUUACGUUGCAACCUCUGAGUGUGUGCCAUUCUGGCCAGGAAAUGUCUCUCAGAAGCUGUGUGUCCGAGUGAUUGGCUGUGCAGGAUCAUCAAAACCCUUUUUCUUCAACAAGCAGGAUAAUGGAACCUUGCUGGUAAUUGAGAGCAUGAAUACAGGACUUCUUGUGGACGUCAGUAUCUCAGAUCACUCAAUAGUGAUUAAAUUCUCUGAUUACUAUGAAGGAGCUGCACCUGCAUUGAUCAUGAACCAUACACCACGAGCUAAACUGACAUAUAGUCAGAGUGGCAUUGACAAGGAAAAGGUACUUUUACCUGGAGAAACAAGAUUGUUUGCAUGGGCAGAUCCAACAGGCACCAGAAAACUGUUUUGGACAUACGGCCAAAACAAGGGGGAGCUUGAUCUAUUAAAGGAUGAAAGUGGUCAGUUUGCUUACAAUCCUGAAAUUCAGAUUCAUUGGGUGUCAUUCCUGGAUGGACGCCAGAGAGUACUGCUUUUUACAGAAGAUGUGGCUUUGGUGACAAAGGCACGCCAAGCUGAAGAAAUGGAGCAACCAGAUAAGGAAAUAAAUAUAUCCAUUCAUAGUUUCGGGCUUUCUCUGAUCAACAAUGAGGCCAAACAAGAAAUUUGUUACAUGGGAAUCACCAGCUCAGGUAUUAUCUGGGAGUUAAUGCCAAAACGGAAGUGGAAACCCUUUAACCAGAAACAAAUUCUUCAGCUAGAGCAAGCCUAUGAGAAAUAUCUCACUGGAGAGCAGUGCAGAUGGACAAAACUAGAUGUCAACUUUGAGGUCAGCUUCAGUUCCAUGGAAAUGCGCUUGCCAACUAAGUGCAAAAUCAGAAGAAGCUUCCUCUCUGGCAUCCAUGUAGAACUGAAAGAGUCUCCACACCAAAGAAGUUUACGGGCUCAAUUAUACUGGUUACAGGUGGAUAACCAGCUUCCUGGUUCUAUGUUUCCUGCUGUUUUCCAUCCUGUUGCUCCUCCCAAAUCCAUUGCUUUAGACUCAGAACCAAAGCCAUUUAUAGAUAUCAGCAUCAUCACAAGAUUCAAUGAAUUUAGCAAAGUCAAGCAGUUUAAGUACUUUAUGGUUCUGAUCCAGUGUAUGGCACUAAAGAUUGACCAGGGCUUCCUUGCAGCCAUCAUGGAGUUGUUCACCCCUUCCAGCGUUCCAGAAGUUGAGAAACAUACAAAACUAAUCCAGAAAGACCUAGAUGCUUUAAACACAGAGCUGAUGGAAUCUUCCUUGACCGAUAUCACAACCCCAAGCUUCUUUGAACAUUUCCACAUUUCUCCUGUGAAGUUACACUUGAGCCUCUCUCUGGGCUCUGGCGGGGAAACAAACAAAGAAGAACAUGAACUUGUUGCCAUCAGUUCAGUCAACCUCCUUUUAAAAAGCAUUGGAGCUACUCUUACUGAUGUGGAUGAUCUAAUUUUCAAGCUAGCUUGUUUUGAAGUACAGUAUAAGUUCUACAAGCAGGAUCAGCUAAUGAAACUUGUUAUCAGACACUACAGUGAGCAGUUCUUAAAGCAGCUUUAUGUCCUUGUCUUUGGCCUGGAUGUCUUGGGAAACCCUUAUGGACUAAUAAGAGGACUAUCAGAAGGAGUGGAGGCUUUCUUUUAUGAACCCUUCCAAGGCGCAGUGCAGGGACCCGAGGAGUUUGCAGAGGGCUUGGUGAUUGGUGUGAAGAGCCUUCUUGGGCAUACAGUAGGUGGAGCAGCUGGAGUUGUUUCACGUAUUACUGGGUCUGUGGGGAAGGGAUUGGCUGCCAUCACCAUGGACAAAGAAUAUCAGCAAAAGAGGAGAGAAGAAAUGGGCAGGCAGCCAAAGGAUUUUGGAGAUAGCCUGGCUAAAGGAGGGAAAGGAUUUUUACGGGGUGUAGUUGGAGGAGUGACUGGAAUAAUUACAAAGCCAGUAGAAGGAGCUAAGAAAGAGGGAGCAGCUGGGUUCUUCAAAGGAAUAGGAAAAGGACUUGUAGGUGUUGUGGCAAGACCUACAGGCGGAAUUAUUGACAUGGCAAGCAGCACCUUCCAGGGAAUACAGAGAGUAGCGGAAUCUACAGAAGAUGUUUCUCCACUUCGCCCUCCUCGUUUUAUUCAUGAAGAUGGAAUCAUAAGACCUUACAAUCAAAAUGAAGCUCAGGGUCUGAACUUUUUUGAGCAAGAUUUGGAAUGAAGGAGAGUAAAAUAAUGUUUUUUUCUUAUCUUCAUUCUGAACCGCAUCAUUGAAAUUGUUUACAGAUAAGAUACAUUUCAGGCCUAGGAAUUAGACUUCUUCUGGUCUCAUACAUUUCUUCCAUAUUCCAUCAGCUUGCACAUCUAUGACACAUAAGUGAAAUGGUUUCCAGACUAAUGUGUCUUACAGUUUAUUUGUAGCAUGUACAGAAUAACCUAAGACUGAUGUUGCAUAUUGCCUGUGCUAUUUCAUUUAAUUAACUCUUGGUUGGAAUACACUUGUUGUUUUAUGUGCCUUUUUGAUAUAGUUUUUAAUGACUUGAUCUGUGUUAUUAGUUCACUUUCUAAUAUUAUUAAUGAAAUCUGUUAGAUCUUUUCGGCUCUUUCCUUGUAGCUCAUAGUUCUCUAUGAUAAAUUGUUUUCUUUUUCCAUAAAAAAUAUGGUUGGAGGAGUCUGUCUCACUAAGAAAACAUUAUUUUUCAUACUGAGGGGUCCUACAUAGUACCUUUUUCUGUAAGCCAGUAUAGAGAGCCACUAAGUAUCAAUGUUUUCUGCACUAGAGGAUGCAAUCUGCUUAACCAUUAAAUGGACAGCAUCCAUAGGUUGGCAUAUAUUGCUAUAUAUGUGGUUUCUGAAGCCAGGCCCACAGGGAUCUGAUGAUUGUUAAGCUCUUUGUAUGUUAAAAAUAGACAUCCCUCUAAGCCCUAUCAUUUUAUUGUAGGGAAAAACUGUAAUAUGUACAAUUUGCUGUACUUUUAAACAUGAAAGUGCCUAUUGUUUUUAGUCAGAAUAAACCCUGCCACCCAUCGUAGAUUUAUUUUUUGUGCAGCUCAGGGACUACCUAAAUGCUUGUAAUGGUGUGUGAAUGGUAACAAUCUCUGGGCAACAGCUAUUGAAUCGGAAUUGCUACUUGGAUUUUUUUAUUUUUUUUUUAUUAAUGUAGACACCAAUAGACUUGUCUUAAAGCACACAUAAAUAUUUAAAAGUUCCAUGCUGUUUAAGCUUUUUGUGUAGUGUUUCUGAUGUUUCAGAUGUCCUUUCUUUUUAUUUGCACUCUUCGGGUUGUGAUGAAUUAAGAGUUUUUGAAAGUGUAAAUUCAAUUACUAAAACCAUAUUGUUAUUUAUUGGUAUACAUGUAAGAGAGCUAAAGGGAUAUUCAGCAAACAAAGGUUAAUAGUAAGGAUUUUUAAAUGAUGGUUUCUCAUACUUUAUAAGCGAAAUGCUUGUUAGUGAAUAAGAAAAUUCUUAUUUAAAUUUGGGGGCAGCAAUUCAGUACAUAACAAGUCCUGUUCUCAGCUGAGUAGUAAAUACAAUUGUACGCUUUGUGACCUAAACACUCUGGACUCCAGACUGAUAGGGUAUAUUCACACACAAUGGUCUAAUCACAAUAGGACUGUUUCAUAAUAAAUAAACCCAUACAUUAUUGAAAGCUAAAAGCAAGAUUUGAGUAGCUGAUAAAGUGUUUAUCUAAUUGAACAGACUGGACACAGAUGUAUCAACUUUUCGUAUAAGAACAGGUUUACAGUGUAUGAAUGUAAGCCAGUGUUCUUACUCUCUGACGCCCAUUCGUAAAAAUGAAUACAUGAAAGGGGGUACUCCACUGGAAUUUUUUUUUUUAAAUCAACUGGUGCCAGAAAGUUAUACAGAUUUGUAAAUUACUUCUAUUAAAAAAUCGUAAUCCUUCCAGUACUUACCAGCUGCUGUUAUGAUCCACAGGAAGUUAUUUUCUUUUUGAAUUUCAUUUCUGCCUGACCACUGUGAUUUCUGAUGACACCUCUGUCCACUUUAUGAACUGCACAUAGCAGGAGAAAGGAAAUUCAAAGUGAAAAGAACUUCCUUUGUAGUUUACAGUAGCUGAUAAGUACAGGAAGGAUUAAGGUUUUUUUAAUAGAAGUAAUUUACAUAUCUGUUUAAGGGUGCUUUCACAUUACUAUUGUAGUGUAUGGUUGCUGGAUCCGGUUGGGAGGAGCAAAAACCGGCCGCUCCCGUAUCCCGGCCGGUUCUGGCCCGAACCCCAUUCAUUUCAAUGAGUCGACCGGAGUACGCUUUAGAUUGACCUUUGCGCUGGAUAUGGAGCAUAUUUACAAGCCUGGCCCAUACAAAGAAUAGAGUAUGGAGAUGUUCGUUGUGUCUAUGCCAAUGGGGCUUUCCAUAAAGCAUAUUUCUAAAUGCUGUUAAAUACAGAUUAGGCAAGAUGGCCUCCCUGAAGAUAAUGUACUAAAAAGAAAAAUUAAUCAGAAAAUAGAAACAGAUUAGAAAAAAUACAUAUUUCAGUAUCAAGCCAAAAACUGUAGAAUUAAGAAAAUCUAGAUAACACAUUUAUAAAUCUGAUGACUCUAUGGUGACAAGAUAUGUUUACAUUUUUGGGCAACUACAUAGCUGAGACUUGCCCCAGGCUACAGCAGUCAAGAUUGGAAUUUGCAGGAACUCCCAUAGACUUGUAUGAAACUUCAGACAAAUCGGUAUCCUCAUUUGCUGUAGUGUCAGGCUGUGAAGUUGCUGAGAGAUUUAAACUGAUAGACUGCCGCGGGAGGCUCUUCAGAGUUGCUCUUUAAAGAAUUGGUCAGUUUCUGAUUACACAUUCCCUGUAAACUUCAAUAACAUAAAACAUUGUACAAAGACAGUUACAACCAAUGGAAAUCUUCUGAGUGUUAAAAUGCUAAUCUUUACUAACCAAUGGUACAAUCAUUGCAUUUACCAUUGUCCCAGAAAAAUACUAAAUAUUUUUCAGGAGUCAAACAAUUUGGUCUAACAAAAAUAGUUCUUACUCUAGAAAAAAAAUACAAAAUUUCAGGUAAGGCUCCUUUCACACUAUGAAUUUCUCAGUUUAGGAACUUCCGUCAGAAGU
Molecule: messenger RNA, 14027 nt
Organism: Hyla sarda
Lineage: Eukaryota; Metazoa; Chordata; Amphibia; Anura; Hylidae
Gene: VPS13C
Product: vacuolar protein sorting 13 homolog C
Exons: 82
Coding region: 276-11180 (3634 amino acids)
Biological process (GO): protein retention in Golgi apparatus; mitochondrion organization; protein targeting to vacuole
Cellular component (GO): extrinsic component of membrane
Source: RefSeq, a predicted model, not a curated record